This is a messenger RNA of Bufo gargarizans (Asiatic toad), 1094 nucleotides long. Its product is annotated as catalase-like. The record is from RefSeq and is a predicted model, not a curated record. Gene Ontology annotation, biological process: response to hydrogen peroxide; hydrogen peroxide catabolic process. NCBI's taxonomy places the organism in Eukaryota, Metazoa, Chordata, Amphibia, Anura, Bufonidae. Gene Ontology annotation, molecular function: heme binding; catalase activity. Gene Ontology annotation, cellular component: cytoplasm. The transcript has 8 exons. The coding region runs from base 132 to 905 and encodes 257 amino acids.
CCGACGAUGGGCUUCCGAAAGGAUACAGAACCCUGGAAGCUUAUGCUUGUCAUGCUUUUAGACUUGUCAAUGCUGCUGGAGAUCAUGUGUAUUGCAAAUUCCAGUUUACGCCUAAGACCAGUGAAUUAUUCAUGACCACAGAAGAAGGCACUCGAUUAGCUGGAGUUGAUCCAUCGUAUGCAACCAGGGAUUUGUAUUGUGCAAUAAAGAAUGGAAAUUUCCCACAAUGGAGCCUGGAAAUGCAAAUUAUGACCCAGGAACAAAGCGAGGCAAUGCCCUGUUGCUUCUCUGACAUCACUAGGGAAUGGGAUCCUAUCACUCACCCCUUGAUGGAAGUAGCAGUACUCACUUUAGAUAGAAACCCUAAUAACCAUUUCUUAGAUGUGGAACAGGCGGCCUUUUGCCCGGGUAACUUAUGUCCAGGAAUAGAGGGAUUCCUGGAUAAAACAUUCCAGGCUCGUGCGUUUGCCUACGCUGAUGCGCAGAGGUAUCGUUUGGGAGCAAACUUUGCACAACUGGAAGUGAAUCGUCCCAAGGUUUGUGUGAACAAUUACCAGCAGGAUGGACUCAUGGCCUUCCACCAAGUGGGCAAAACCAAUUACUAUCCCAACACAACCGGAGGUCCACAACCUAACCCAAAAUUCAAGGAGACUGUGUUCAAAGUCUGCGGUGAUGUGGACAGAUACGACUGCUGUGAGGAUCAUUUCAGCCAGUCUCAGGCCUUCUAUAACGCAAUGGAAGAAGAUCACAAGGAUAGAACUGCACAAAAUUUUGCAGAUAGUAUUUCUAGGGCAAGCCCUGAAAUACAGGAACGGACGCUUGAAUACUUGAAUUCGAUAGAUCCCGACCUCAUGAGCAGAGUGGCUGCACGGGUCACUCAGAUUCCAGAGUGUGGAACUCCAUAGGAAGCUGCAAAGCAAAGAGAUCCGGCACCAGGCGCGGCGGUGACUCUACCGGACAUACAUCUGCUUCGUGUGACGCAACUCUGCUGCCACAAUCACUUCCCUGCACUUUCCUGCGAUUCAUGGGCUGUGGGUUUGCGGUGUCUUUUGAGCUUUUAAUGCUUUUUGACCGAGAAUAAACUUCUGCAUUGC